Messenger RNA from Cloeon dipterum, 3504 nucleotides. RefSeq lists its product as uncharacterized. The transcript has 20 exons. Gene Ontology annotation, molecular function: transmembrane transporter activity. Gene Ontology annotation, biological process: transmembrane transport. Bases 51 to 3377 code for a protein of 1108 amino acids. The record is from RefSeq and is a predicted model, not a curated record. Lineage: Eukaryota; Metazoa; Arthropoda; Insecta; Ephemeroptera; Baetidae. Gene Ontology annotation, cellular component: membrane.
GCGAUUUUGUCCCCCAUUCGGACAAAGGCGCCGUACCAGACUGGAUCAAAAUGGGCAUCAACGAAGACUUUGACGAAAUUUUGCGAAACAUCGGCGGUUUUGGAUAUUUCCAAAUGCGCCAAUAUUCGCUCUUAAGUCUUGCAAUGAUGUUUAGUUGUGUCAGUUUCAUUGGAUUCCUGUUCACUGCUGCUAUCGUUCCGCACAGAUGCUUGAUUCAUUCGUGUGGAGACGAGAGUUUAAAUUCACCGUUUUUGCCUCCCUGGCUACACGAUGCCGUGCCUUUCAAUAGGGACGGAACGCCCGAGUCGUGCGUCAAGUUUCUAAGUUUCAAUUCAACCGCGGACAGCGUUUGUAGCUUCGACAGAAGCGCAAAGGAAAGAUGCCAAACGUGGAUUUUUGACGGGCCGGAACGAUCAAUUCAAACUGACUUUUUGUUGACGUGCCCGGAAAAUGAGUGGAAGCUGGCGCUAGUGGGAACAGUUCAUGGUUUCGGGGCCAUGAUAGGAAUGCCUUUGGCUGGAAUUAUUUCUGACAGAUAUGGAAGGAAAUCAACCCUGGCGUUGGUGCUCGUUAUGUCCAGUGUGUUGUGCUUGAUGAAAACUCUGACUAGCAGUUAUAAACAAUUUUUGCUCCUGGAAUUUAUGGAACCGAUUUUUGGAGGAAAUAUAUAUUCGAUCUGCUUUAUUUUAGCCUUUGAAAUGACUACGCCAAGCAAGCGGGUUUUAGCUUACAUAAUUAUAGUCGUGUCGUUCGCCCUGGGAAAUGCUGUCGUUGGCGCAGUCGCCUGGAUUUUCAGAGACUGGAAAUACAUUUUGAGGGUUUUGUCCGGACCGGCUCUGCUAUUUGUUUUAUAUUUCUGGAUAAUGCCAGAGUCAGUAAGGUGGCUGAUUUCCAGAGGGAGACUGGGCGAUGCUAAAAAGCAGAUUAUGUGUGCGGCAAAAAUGAACAAAAUUAAUCUAGGGGACGAGUGCAUGAAGGACUGGGAGAACGGACAAAUUGCUCGAGUGGACAGUGAGGAAUGCGGAGAUUCUGCACGGUCAGCAAUGCAACAAGUAAGCAAAAGCCCAAUCUUGUUGAUCAGACUGGCUGUGUGUUCGUUUUGCUGGGCUGCUGUGAAUAUCAUCUACUACGGAUUGUCUCUGAAUUCAGUUUCCUACGCUGGGACAGAAAACAAAUACCUAAAUUUUAUUCUGACAAGCUUGGUUGAAGCACCCUCAUAUGUGAUUACUUGGUUCAGCUUGAAAAUAAUAGGCCGCAGGGAGACAAUGUGCAUAGCACUCGUUAUAUGCGGCGCAGCCUGCUUUGCAAGUCCAUUUGCGCCCAAAAGUGCCGCACUCCGUCUCCCUGCCUACCUUCUUGGCAAACUGGCAAUUACCUCAGCUUAUGAUACGCUGUACAUCUUUACUGCCGAAAUUUUCCCCACAAAACUCCGCAACUCCUUGCUCGGCAUUUGUAGCAUGAUCGGUAAUUUUGGAACAAUGAUCGCACCGCAAACGCCCCUGAUGAGCCGCGUGUCUACUCUGUUGCCACUUCAUUUUUUCGCUGCUUUGUCUGUCACCGCAGGGGUUUUGGUGCUUUUGCUUCCUGAGACAAAAGGCAAGGCCCUGCCAGUUACAAUCAAGGAGGCCGAAGAGCUAUCAAAUCAGCCCAAAAUGCAAAAAGAAGAUGCUUGCACAACGAACGGCUCCUACCAAGGAAGAGCACAUUCGUCUAAGUCGAUUCGCCAGCCGAAGAUGGGUGUCAAUGAGGAGUUCGACGAGAUGCUGCACGAAAUCGGAGGGUGCGGCCUCUACCAAAUCAGGCAAUAUAUGCUCGUGAGCCUGGCCAUCAUAUUCAGCGCCGUCGGAAUGAUGGGAUACGUGUUCAUAGCCGCCAUUGUGCCUCACAGAUGCCUGAUCGAAUCAUGCGGUGACGCUAACGAAUCGUCACCCUUUUCGCCUCCCUGGCUGAAAGACGCGGUCCCUUUUGAACGAAGCGGCAAGCCGGCGGCGUGCUAUAUGUUUUCUAACUCGAACGACUCUUGUGCGUUUGACAGGAGUACGCAAAGACGAUGUAAUGAGUGGGUUUUCAGUGGGCCAGAGAGGUCCAUCCAACAUGAGUUUUUACUCACGUGCUCUGAAAAUGAAUGGAAACUCGCAUUGGUUGGAACAUUUCACAAUUUCGGCUCAAUGAUUGGCAUGCCCAUCUCUGGAUUCAUAUCAGACAAGUACGGCCGAAAAACAGCACUUGUCCUGGCCCUUUUCCUGUCCGGAGUUUUCGGCAUGAUGAAAACCCUUGCAACCAGUUACGAAAUUUUCGUGACUCUAGAAACGAUCGAGGCCAUUUUCGGUGGAAACAUUUACUCAACUUGCUUCAUUUUAGCUUUGGAAAUGGUUACUCCAGGACACAGGGUUGUGGGAUUCAUGGUGAUCGUGUUUGCGUACGCCUGCGGAAACGUGUUGGUCGGAGCCGCCGCGUGGUUUUUCAAAGAUUGGAGCAGCAUCUUAUUAGUUUUGAACGCGCCUGCCCUGCUCUUCAUCUUUUACAUAAGGUUGGUUCCGGAGUCAGUCCGGUGGCUUUUAUCCAGGGGCAGACUGGCUGACGCAAAGAAAGUGGUCAAAUACGCCGCAAAACUCAACUGUGUCGAGCUCAGCGAGGAGCGGAUGAAAGACUGGAAAAACGACCAAGCUAAUCGAGUGGACGUGGAAUAUAGUGAAAACGGGGACUCAUUAUGGACAUCGUUCGUGCAAGUGACAAAGAGCCGAAUUUUGCUUCUCAGGCUCAUUCUAACUUCCUACCUUUGGACUGCUUCCAACUUAGUAUUUUACGGACUGUCCUUAAAUUCUGUAUCGCUGGCCGGCACGGAAAACCAGUACUUAAAUUUCAUCCUGACCGGCUUGGUCGAGGCGCCCUCGUACAUUAUCACUUGGCAGUGCAUGAACAGACUAGGCCGGCGAAGGACUCUGUGUAUCAUGUUUGCGGCCAGCAGCUUUGCCUGUUUCGCAAACCCAUUUAUUCCCAAAGAAGCGGGAUCUGCUCGUUUGGGUGUGUACCUGUUCGGCAAGUUCGCAAUAACCGGCGCCUACGACACCGUUUACAUUUCAACAGCGGAGAUUUUCCCGACGACGUUGCGGACGUCGCUGCUCGGCAUCUGCCUAAUGGUGGGUCGCAGCGGCGCCAUGCUGGCUCCCCUGACACCGCUACUUUCGCAGUUCUCCAAAUUCCUACCGCUGGCCCUUUUCGGCGCGGCUGCCCUGCUCGCCGCGGCCAUGGCCUUGUUUCUGCCCGAGACAAAGGGUCUGGCGUUGCCCGUCUCGAUCAAAGAGGCCGAAGAUUUGUCCAGGCAAGCCGAGCAGACCGCUGGAAUAGAGAAGAAGUCUGAGAUGACGAAAUGUUGACGCUUUCUCCUCCCCGCCGAGUAUGUCACCAUUUGAAACGAAUGACUCAUAAAAAUCACCCUCUUGACUCUUGAAAAUAAUUUUAAUUUGUUCUGAAUUAAAGGCGAAUACUAUUGCAAAAAGUUGA